ACAACGCCUACGGGGUUUUCAAGGACAGGGAGAUGUACGGUAAAGUUUUCGGGGACGAUGAGAAGCUGAAAAGGUUUCUGAGGUGGAGGGUGCAGAUAAUGGAGAGGGGGGUCAAAUUGUUGCAGCUGAAGCCUGGAGGUGUUAAUUCUAUCAUCCAAGUCACUGAUCUUAAGGACAUGCCGAAGAGAGAGCUUAGAGUUGCAUCCAAUCAGAUCCUGUCUCUGUUUCAGGAUAAUUAUCCCGAAAUGGUCGCUCGAAAGGUUUUCAUCAACGUGCCGUGGUAUUUCAGCGUGCUGUACUCUUUGAUCAGUCCUUUCCUGACUGAGAGGACCAAGAGCAAGUUUGUGAUAGCUAAGGAAGGGAAUGUUGCUGAGACCCUCUACAAGUUUAUUAGGCCAGAGUUCGUACCAGUUCAGUAUGGAGGGUUGAGCAGAGCGGGGGAUUUGGAUAAUGGGCCCCCAAAGCCCGCUUCAGAGUUCGCAAUCAAAGGCGGAGAGAAAGUGAACCUUGAGAUUGAUGGCAUUGAGAGCGGGGCAACGAUUACAUGGGACAUCGUGGUUGGAGGCUGGGACUUGGAUUACAGUGCCGAAUAUGUGCCGAACUCUGAAGGGAGCUACACGAUUGUAGUGGAAAAAACCAGAAGGAUUCCUUCAGAUCUCGAGGAGCCGGUUCACAACGUGUUCGCCUCAAAAGAAGCAGGGAAAAUGGUUUUAUCCAUUGAUAACACGAGCUCGAGAAAGAGGAAGGUUGCUGCGUACAGAUACUCUGUGCGCAAACCCACCUCGGCUUUAUCCUAAUUAGGUGAUUAGUGAUGGCAUCAGGCCCUUAAUUAUGUCGGUUAAUAGGCAGGGGAUGAUGAUGUAGUUUGCUAAUGUAGCGGUUUAUGUAAUUUUUGUAAUGUUUGGGGGGUUAAAUGAGAAGAAAUUUGAAAAGUUUGGUCAAGGAAA
Messenger RNA from Asparagus officinalis (garden asparagus), 947 nucleotides. Its product is annotated as patellin-6-like. The record is from RefSeq and is a predicted model, not a curated record. Gene Ontology annotation, molecular function: lipid binding. The transcript has 5 exons. Lineage: Eukaryota; Viridiplantae; Streptophyta; Magnoliopsida; Asparagales; Asparagaceae. Bases 33 to 797 code for a protein of 254 amino acids.